GGGUCCUAUGAGCACAGAGCGCACGAAACCUUACACUUUUUGAAUCGAUAAUUGGCGCCAUUUCUCCUUUUUUUAAUUUUGAUUUUUUUGGAAACGUUGUCAAACAUUUUUAAACUAAAAUGUCAGAUGUCUCGCUUGCAAAAACUCCGGUUGAGGAACUGGCCGGAGGAGACCAACCCGAAGACUCCGAACAACCUGAAGUGUACAAACCUUACAAAGUUUUUAUCAACCAUGUGGAUUCUUAUCACUCCAAAUACAUCUCGGCCUACAUAACGGACCAAAUUUAUGGAUUGUCCAAGCUGAUGAGGCAAGGGGGCCCAGGCGAGGAGGCCCCGGGAGAGGAAGCAGCGGCGGUAAAGCCCGCCAUGCAAGACCUCCCCAAAGACAAAUACGAAUUCAUCGGCACACUUACCUCGGUUUAUAAAGAACCGUCCGAAGACAUUCUUUACACCCUCAGCGAAGAUGAUGAAGAUUUUCGCGAAAAGAUCCUAAAGUGUGGCUUCAUAAUUUACGACAUUACGAAAUAUCCGAAACAAAUUGAAAAGGCGCUCAAAACGUUGUCUAUUCUUACAGAACAGUUAAAUGAUAUUAGUAAAAUCGGGCCGAAAACCUACGAGCAGUUUAACGAAACCAAGAUUUUUAUUCUCAUUUCGACCAUCAUGACCUGGGGAUUGACAAAGCCAUUAGACCCCGAUGACCCGGACUUGCCUUUUUCGGAAGUGGACUAUAGGAAACGGAGGCCACAUCCUAAUUAUAAGGAACAUUACGCUUGCGAAAAAGAAGUUAUAAAAAUUGGGCAACAAUAUAAAGACAAAUUAAAAACGUAUGUUGUAUGCACCGGCCUGACGUAUGGCGAAGAAGAAGAUAUUUUGGACUUUUUUUUCAAAACGGCAUGGUACAAUGAAGUCUUGCCAAUUUUUGAUAACGGCAACAACAAAAUUCCUUUUAUCCACGUCCGCGAUUUAGCAAAAGCCCUUCAUGGGCUAAUGGAAAACGCGCCUCCGAAGCCUCAGUAUAUUUUAGCAGUCGAGCAAACGCCGACAACUCUCAAAAAGUUUAUCAAAACUUUAAGCAAGGCUUUAGGUGACGGAAAAGUGGCGAAUAUCAUGUCCGAGGAAGCUUUCCUCUACAAAAACAUGACCCAAACUGUUUUUGAGCGAUGCACUGUUAAUCUUAACAUGGAACCGGUGUUUCUCGUUGAAAAUCUGCAAUUAGAGUGGCAGAGCGAAUUAACUAUUGCUGAAAACAUGCUUCAAGUGGUCCGCGAAUUUACAACAAAACGAAACCUAAGGCCUGUGAAAAUAAUAAUACAUGGGCCUCCCGGCUCCGGCAAAACUCACUUGGCGAAAAAAAUGUGCGAAUAUUAUAACUCCAAAUAUGUCUCAAUUCCCACAAUGUUGGAAGAUUACAUAAAAAUUUGGAAAGAAAGUCUCAUAAGGCCUGAAAAACCCAAAUUGGAAGAAACCGAGUACCUUGGCGAAGAGGAACUGGAAGAAGAGGUGGAAGACGAAGAAGACCCGCAACAAAUUUUGGAGCAAAUACGAGAAAUGGAACUGUUUAUGGAAGCUGGGAUUGAGAAAAUCCCUGAUGAUUACAUCACCGGGUUAUUACGAUCGUAUUUGGCGAAAAACUUUUGCCAAAAUCGGGGUUACGUCCUCGAUGAUUACCCUCGCUUGCCGGCUCAAGCCAAAGAACUUUUCGGGCAAGGUGAAAACAUAGGGGGCGAAGAAGAAGAAAUGGAAGCUCCAGACUUUGCCGAAAAAGUUUUGCCCAACCUUGUUGUCGGCUUGGUGGCCACUGAUGAAUUUAUUACCCAAAGGAUCAUGAAAAUGCAAGAGGAAGAAAUAAGGGACACUCCUUACGCUGAAGAAGUAAUUUUGGAAAGACUGAAGGAGUUUCGCGAGAACAACACUGAUGAAAACACUGUUUUGAAUUAUUUUGAUGAGCUGGAAAUUGAUAUAUUACUUGUGGAAGUUAAAGACGAUGAUAAUGAGGAAGCCUUUUCUCUCAUAGCUAAUCAAAUGGGUCCACCGUCCACUUUCGGUUUAACACCAGAGGAAGAAGAAGAGUUGAGGAGAAUACAAGAACAGGAGAGACAAUUAGCUUUGGAGAAAGAAGAGCUGAAUAAACAACUCGAAUUGGAAAAAGCGGAAGACGAGCGCAAGAAUAAAAUGGAAGCUUGGUCAGAAAUGCUUGAAAAGUUGCAAAUGGAAGAAGAGAAGAUUUUAGUGGCCCAGAGCGAACCUUUGAGACACUAUUUGAUGAAAUACGUAUUUCCGAUUCUAACUAAAGGUUUGAUAGAACUAGCUACGUUGAAACCGGAUGAUCCAGUUGAUUUUCUUGCUGAAUAUCUUUUCAAAGAAAAUCCCGAGGGUAAAAUGUUUGAUCCUUCGUACAAUGUCGAGUGCGAGGAUCUUUACACCGAGUUUCGGGGAUACAUUGACAAAAUUAUUGACGAGAACGAGGCAUUUGAUUGAAAGACGAUUUUUGAAUAAUACAUUUUAUUUUGUAAUUUGAAA
Tribolium castaneum (red flour beetle) is the source of this 2519-nucleotide messenger RNA. RefSeq names its product adenylate kinase 7. The record is from RefSeq and is a predicted model, not a curated record. The transcript has 9 exons. The coding region runs from base 120 to 2477 and encodes 785 amino acids. NCBI's taxonomy places the organism in Eukaryota, Metazoa, Arthropoda, Insecta, Coleoptera, Tenebrionidae. Gene Ontology annotation, biological process: nucleobase-containing compound metabolic process. Gene Ontology annotation, molecular function: AMP kinase activity; nucleoside diphosphate kinase activity; ATP binding. Gene Ontology annotation, cellular component: cytoplasm.